This is a messenger RNA of Verticillium dahliae VdLs.17, 1009 nucleotides long. RefSeq names its product SUMO-conjugating enzyme ubc9. The coding region runs from base 272 to 745 and encodes 157 amino acids. The transcript is spliced from 4 exons. Gene Ontology annotation, molecular function: SUMO conjugating enzyme activity. Gene Ontology annotation, cellular component: nucleus. NCBI's taxonomy places the organism in Eukaryota, Fungi, Ascomycota, Sordariomycetes, Glomerellales, Plectosphaerellaceae. The record is from RefSeq and is a predicted model, not a curated record. Gene Ontology annotation, biological process: protein sumoylation.
AACACACCGCCUGCCGCUGCCAUUUACCGUUGACUCUCACAGUUGCCGCCUUGCGACUGGCAAAGCGUACCACCCGCCAUCAAAACUUCAGCUUUCAGAUCUCUGAUCGUUGAAGACUUGAUUUGUCUUCUUCUCUCCUGACGCAACACUUGAGCGCCAUUUCUCCCGAAUCCGACGACCACGUACACUUGCGCCAGACCAGGCUGUCAAGGGAUCCUGAUCGCGAACCGCGUCAGACUUUUGCCGAGAUAAUCCCAGCAACUAGCACGAGAUGGCGCUCUGCCAGAACAGACUCCAGGAGGAGAGAAAGGCGUGGCGGAAGGACCACCCCUUCGGCUUCUACGCAAGGCCAGCUCGCACACCUAAUGGAACGCUUGAUCUGAAGGUGUGGGACUGCGGUAUCCCCGGAAAAGAGAAGACAAUGUGGGAGAAGGGUCUAUUCAAGCUGACCAUAACGUUCCCUGAUGAGUACCCUACGAAACCGCCGAAGUGCAAGUUCGUUCCUCCGCUUUUCCAUCCCAACGUCUACCCCUCCGGAACCGUUUGUUUAUCGAUUCUCAACGAGGAGGAGGCUUGGAAGCCCGCGAUCACUGUGAAGCAGAUCCUACUCGGUAUCCAAGAGCUGCUGAAUACUCCCAACCCGGAAUCGCCAGCCCAGGCCGAGGCGUAUAGUCUCUUCAAGAAGGAUAAGAGCGAAUACGAGAAGAGAAUCCGGAGGGUUGUCAGGGAGAACCCAGCUCCCUGAUCGGAGUCGUCUCUGGAGGGACCUGGAGUGACACUGGGGCGAAGACUACGAACGUUGAUACGAUCAUCAUGCCAUAGGGAACGGAGUUGGAGGGAAUAUCAGGUUGGCUUUGCUUUACGUUGCUUGGGGCAUCCAGAGAUUACUGCUAUAGGCCGGAUCGGCAGCCUGAACGGCCAAUACAGACGUUGCUGCCAGACUGGUCGACAUUCUGAUAAUCAGCGUCGUGAUGAUAAUAACGCAAUAUUCAUUUACCUGUCGCCUCUC